AUGUCCCAAAGUAAAAAUAGAAAUACUGCUGAAAGGGAAGCUAAACGACUUAUUCGGCAAUGUCGUUUAAGCGAACGAGAUUUAGGACAACCUCAAUUAUUGGAAGAAAUAAUUGCGACACAAUUAAGUGAAGAAUUGAUGAAUAAAUUUAAAAUUAACAAGAAAAAAAAAGAAAUGCUUCUUGAUUUUCAGGCAGAAUUUAUACGAAAGACCAAGCUGAAAGAAUACAAGCAUCGCCUCACUCCGAUAUAUGCUGAAAUACCUCGAAUGAACGAUUCACAUAAAAAAAUUCGCGCUCAAGCAGAACUUUGUCCUACAGCCAAAAUGUCUGUGUUCCAAGAACGUUGUAUUACGUCCAGGGUUGCGGCCAAAGGUUUGGAGAAAAAGUACCAAUUGAUAGUGCCCAGAAUAUUGGCAGAAGCUAAGGAAGAAUUUAUUAGAAUCACACACUCUGCUGGAGUUUGUUUAAAAGCAAAGCCAGUAAAUUCAGAUGAGAAACGAUUUGUCAUCCAACCCUACAAAUAUUUAGGAAGAAGCUCAAAUUACAAUGUGUAUCUGUGGAUUCGAAAACAAUUUCAAACUAAAUUUUUGCUGCAUCAUCCACUGGUCCGAAAAAUUUAUAAAGAAUGCAAGAUGUUGCCUGAAAUUUUGUUCGAUCUGAAAGAUCUAAGGAUAAAACCACUUGCGCUACAGGAGUUAGAUGACACUUUCAAUAAUUUGACCUCAGAUUCUGAAAGUAUCUUAUUUAAGUUUUAUUAUAAAGUUUGUGAGAUAGUAGAGUAUUCCGAUUAUAAUUUAGAUCAAGAUGCUUUAAGAAAUCUUCUUAAAGUAUGUACUGGUCUUUUAUCAGUUUUUAUAAGUCUUUCUAUCCAAAAUACUAUUAAUCACGUAGUUGAAGUAACUGGAAAAGAAGAUCUUGUUCCAUAUUUACAGCUGUCUUUAAAAUAUGAUUCAAGCCUGUAUAUGCAUCCUAAUCAGCAAGACGUGAUCUUAUUAUAUAGUUUAUUUAUUUCUAAGCUAGUAGAUCUAGGAACUAACUUUCCUAUUUUGGAGAUAAUAAAAAUAAGAUCUCAUCCAGAAGCUCUCAUCCACCUGAACAUAACCGAUGAUUAUUAUGAGUCUGUUCUUAGUCAAGUUGCCGUAAAUAUAAUGAAACUGUUCGUUCCUAUUGAUGAAUAUAUGCGUAAGAUUGAUUAUGAUUUUCGUGAAAUGUUCAUUGAUUUUGCAGUAACUGAUGAUAAAGAAAAAACAUUUGAAAACGGAUGUUUACAAAUUAAACAUUUUAAAAAUUACAUCUCAAAAGCAAGUUCUUUAUUGGGAAGCGAGUAUUUUGCUAUAGGUCAACUAGUGUUGUCAGAAUAUGUAUUGUCAAUGAAAGAGUCUUUAUCAGUUAUAAUAGAAGACAUAUUUUAUAAGCUGUGUCGAAUUCAUAUAUCGGAAAAUGAAAGUAUUUGUCAAGAAUUCGAAAACAUUAAGGAAGAUGCUUUGCUGCAGCCAAAUAAUAGCGAGGAACUUAUUGCUCAAGGAAAACAUAUGAUUUGGGUUAAAACAGUUCUUAUUUUUGAAUUAAGAGAACGAAUUCAAAAAAUGUUAUAUAAUUUAAUUCAGCUCAUAGAAUUUGGCACAAUAGAUAAAGAACACAUGAAUAUUAAUACAAAGACGGUAUUAUGGAUGAAAAACAUAGACGAUAUACUUGAUAAAAACUCAUCUAUGUACGAGCAAUUGAAAUUUCACGCUGAGGAACUACUGCAUCAUUCUGUCGCAUAUGUCCAGGAAGAAACUGUUAUUUUAGUACCUUUACUUGAUAUAUUAGAUAACAUGGAUGAUUAUAAGCGAUGUAAAGACUAUGUUUUUAAAAUCAAAUCGCACUUGGUAAAAAUAAAAGAACUGCGCCAU
Molecule: messenger RNA, 1896 nt
Organism: Diabrotica balteata
Lineage: Eukaryota; Metazoa; Arthropoda; Insecta; Coleoptera; Chrysomelidae
Source: the annotation of a GenBank genome assembly